Messenger RNA from Amborella trichopoda, 2205 nucleotides. RefSeq names its product MATE efflux family protein. Gene Ontology annotation, biological process: transmembrane transport. Gene Ontology annotation, molecular function: xenobiotic transmembrane transporter activity; antiporter activity. NCBI's taxonomy places the organism in Eukaryota, Viridiplantae, Streptophyta, Magnoliopsida, Amborellales, Amborellaceae. The record is from RefSeq and is a predicted model, not a curated record. Gene Ontology annotation, cellular component: membrane.
CCCCAUUGCCGAUCAAUUGCCGAGGUAUUGCCGAUUUAUUGCAGAAAAUGCCCGAUUUAGACCCCCCAUCCUUAGAAGCAUCCACAUGGCUUAUAAAAAUCGGCAAUUCACAUAGCCCCAUACAAUAUUUUAUUAUAAAUUUGUUCUUAGCGGUCCAUGGCUUUGGGCCCCACAAUCAGUGUGGGAUAGUGCCUUCCCCUGUGGCGGUUACAACCUGUACAGGCUUUUCAGAUACGUCGUACACGCAUUUAUACUCUCAGUUUCAAUGGAGAUUCAUGGUCCUAAAGUUCAGAUUGCCAAUCUUCCUUCCAAUUUUAUCAGUACCCAUUUUCUAGUUCAGCCCACAGAUACUCAGAAUCAGAAAAUUGUGCAAUUCUUGCAAUUGGGAAUAAUCUGGCAGUCGAUGAUUUAUGUGGUUUUUUUCAUGGGGGUGUUCGAGCUUUACAUCAAUGCUACAGCUGCAAGUAGAAGAAUUUAACUCUCUUACUUCUCAGUGUUUGAUCAGUGAGUGAUUUAACAUAUAGAAGUUGGGCGAGGGUUUUGAGUUUUAUUUGAGGAAGCGGAUUUAUAUACAUAUCAGGCGAAUGGAAAAGAACCCAAUUCGUGUUAUCUUCAAAGAUGCCGGGCACACAUUCAAGAAAGAUGAAUUAGGCAAGGAGAUAGCACGGAUUGCAUUUCCUGCUGCACUGGCUUUAAUGGCUGAUCCAAUCGCUUCUUUAGUGGAUACAGCGUUCAUUGGGCGAAUAGGUCCUGUUGAGCUGGCUGCUGUUGGAGUUUCUAUUGCCAUAUUUAAUCAAGUAUCAAGAAUUGCCAUCUUCCCACUAGUGAGUAUCACCACAUCCUUUGUUGCAGAGGAUGAUGCAAAUUGUACUAUCACACGUGAUGAGAUUGAUAUAGAAGAAACGCGAAAGUCUCCACUAAAAGAAGAGGAAAUGAAUGAAAUGUUACCUCGUGAUGGUAUUCUAGAAUCCACCCCCCUGUGCUAUCCUGAAAAGCAAACAAAUAAGCCUUUAGGCUUUGUUAAUACAAAGACAAAUGAUACCUAUUUGGAGUGUGAGAAAAGACAUAUACCUUCUGCAUAUUCUGCCUUGGUUUUUGGCAGUAUUCUGGGCCUCCUCCAAGCUGUUAUCCUUAUAUUUGGAGCUAGGUCUAUCUUAAGCAUUAUGGGUGUCAAGCAUGGAUCUCCCAUGCUAACUCCAGCAGAACAAUACUUGAAGUUAAGAUCUCUCGGUUCACCAGCUGUUCUAUUAUCUUUAGCCACACAGGGGGUCUUUCGAGGAUUUAAGGACACAAAAACUCCUUUAUUUGCCACAGUGAUAGGGGAUGCAACAAAUAUUAUCUUGGAUCCAAUUUUUAUGUUUGUUUUGAAGUUAGGUGUUAGGGGUGCAGCCAUUGCACAUGUUGUUUCUCAGUACCUACUUAUGCUUAUAUUAUUAUGGAGAUUAUGCAUGAAAAUAAAAGUCGUGCCUCCAAGUAUCACGGAUCUGCAAUAUGAUCGGUUCCUAAAAAAUGGCUUCUUGUUGCUUGCAAGGGUGAUAGCAGUCACAUUCUGUGUAACUUUAGCCGCAUCUAUGGCUGCAAGAGAGGGGUCGGUACCCAUGGCAGCCUUUCAGGUUUGCUUGCAAGUUUGGUUGACAACAUCUCUUCUUGCUGAUGGCUUAGCAGUUGCUGGUCAGGCAAUACUAGCAAGUGCAUUUGCAGUAGGCGAUCAUGAGAAGGCAAGGAUCACUGCCACCCGGGUUUUACAGUUGGGUCUGGCGCUUGGAUUAAUUCUUUCCGUAGUUCUUGGGUUAGGCCUAAGGUUUGGGGGGCAGAUAUUCACGAGAGACGUCCAUGUGUUGCAUCUCAUGCGUGUCGGCAUUCCGUUUGUAGCCAUUACACAACCAAUCAAUUCUUUGGCCUUUGUGUUCGACGGAUUAAACUUUGGGGCGUCGGAUUUUGCCUACUCUGCAUGGUCCAUGGUCCUUGUAGCUAUUGCAAGCAUCGGCUGCUUGAUUCUUUUGUCGUGGAGCAAAGGAUUUAUUGGUAUUUGGAUUGCUUUGACAAUCUAUAUGUCACUUAGGAUGCUUGCUGGUUUCUGGAGGAUUGGAACUGCCACAGGUCCUUGGAAGUUCCUUAGAACCUAACCCUUACCUUUUCUUUUGGUUUGAGUGUUAUACAUACUGUGUAAUAUUUCAUUAUUUAAUUUGUCAUCGGCUUUUAUAA